AGGCACGUAAAAUAUGUCACUUCAAUUAUAUAAGCCGGCAUUCAUCCCAACAACACACCAACCACGCUUCGGAAUAUUCGAAAAGCUUCACAACAAUCAACCUUGUGAUGGAUCCACCACGAAGUCGUCCUCGCACAAAAUUACGUGGUGGAUGCGGAGAAAGUAUUAUUUCAAAAGAUGGUUUAGAACCCCCCUUGGCCUUCGUGGAAGCAUCACCCGUCUUCGUAUUUAUCAGCAUCCGUACUUAACGCUCCUUCGACUUUUCAUACCAUUUCCAUCGUGGAACUUCCCUGUACCCGAACCCGUUGCCCCUUCAGUCAUCGCGCAGAACGAGAAAUUAUACUACACUCGCAAUAAACAUCUAACCAAUUUGCGCAGUAUCCCCGUCUGGCAUGCACGCGAUACACCCCCCGAUCUAUUUAUCGAAUGUGCGAAGUCAUGAUGAUGGGGGAUUAUGGACCAUUGGGCAGCGAAACUGAAUAUUUUUGGCGAAAUUGGGAGAAAAAAUGGACUCUCUGCUUGAUACCAGACCCAAAAUAUCCCGAUCCGAUCCGCCACGCAAUCCUCGCAUGCAUAGUGGAAGAAUUGGUUACUGCUUUCAACUGGAGAUUAGCCUUAGGAAUGCGUCGAAAUGGGCAAAACAUUCGACGACAAAAAGAAGGCGACCCAUGGCCACCAUAUACGCCUGUUGUCGGACCUGACUGGACUCAGUUUGUGCCUCCUAUUGAGCCAGACAUGCUAAAGGAUUUACCGCCUGAACUAGUGAAUGAGAGGGGAAAGUUGGUUCUCGAAGAACGUGGGUGCAACGAAGUCUUUUCUAAACGGAAUAUCAUCACGAAUGUGGGCUGGUUUUACACAGUGUAAUGGUUUGUUUAAAGGAGCUCAAGUCACAGACACCAUGGUCACGGAUGGUGAAUUAUGUAAGGUGCUUGAAGAAGAAUUUGAUAUGAUGAGUUUUGGAGAAGAUUAAUCGGAUAAUGAUUUAGUUAUUAUAAGACAAUG
Sclerotinia trifoliorum is the source of this 1002-nucleotide messenger RNA. The record is from the annotation of a GenBank genome assembly. NCBI's taxonomy places the organism in Eukaryota, Fungi, Ascomycota, Leotiomycetes, Helotiales, Sclerotiniaceae.